AUGGCAUCCAAGCUGUCCAACGACUUUAUGGUAGUGCAGGCAUCGGCAACUAAAGAGCUCGAGCUGUUGUCUGAAGUCUUGCGUCCUGCAAGUACGCAACAUGGAUUGGACCAAGCCAAAGCAAUUGAUGUUUUACAAAGCGAGUUUGCCGACAUCCUCGAUAUUGAUGACAUGGUGGCUGCGUUCGACAUUAUGGAGAACGAAACUCGAGCUGCAAUGUUCUUGCGCAUGACAGGAGCCCCACGAGAGAAGUGGCUACAGCAUCAUUUGCAACUGACACGUCGAAACGCAUUGAUUUGA
Aphanomyces astaci is the source of this 300-nucleotide messenger RNA. RefSeq lists its product as hypothetical. The record is from RefSeq and is a predicted model, not a curated record. The transcript has a single exon. Lineage: Eukaryota; Oomycota; Saprolegniomycetes; Saprolegniales; Verrucalvaceae. The coding region runs from base 1 to 300 and encodes 99 amino acids.